AUGGAGGUCCCAAUACUCCCUUCUCUAGGUACACUUUCCAAGCUUCCUACAGAGAUCCGCUUGCUCAUCUGGGAUUACCUCCUUGAUACUAUUCACACCCAACUGCCAAAUCACACCACGUACAGCGCCAAUCCUCUAUCUAUCCUCUGCGCCAGUGGGUACCUUUACAAUGAGAUUUCCUCUCAUCUCUAUCACGAAUGCACUCAGCAUAUUGUGCUGGACCCAGAAUAUGACAAGCACGAAUGGAUGAAAGUCCGUCUACAAUCCCGAACCGUGAAUGUGGACCUGAUUUUUAAGAACAACGAAGAGGCCAAGACACAUUUCCAGACCUUUCCGCAUCACAGAACCAACAUGGUGGUCUACUUGGCACCCCCAUCUUCGAUGGACCCGGGUCAAGUAGUAUUGAUGUGGCAGAAGACGACGGCACUGGUCGAUCUUCUUAUUCCCACGACUUCGACACAGCAGGUGAGAGUGUGUACGGUGGGAUCAUGGGAAUCAAUAGACCCACCAACUCAUUGGCAAGGACGAAGAAGUGAUUUUUUCGAGAUGGGAGGCUUGCAGGAGACAAUUAGUUCUCCAUAUACAUACCACCCAGACCAAGAUAUCGCCCUGCUACCAUUUCUUCGUCUGGGCCUAUGGUUCAAGAACCCACAUAUCGACGUUCCCGCGCUGUCAGACGACGAGUUUAACAUUUUACAUCACCACCUAUCGUCCUUAUUCAACCAAAAAGGGUUCAAUCAUAGAUUCAACACCCUCCACUGCCUCAGAAAGGAAACAGCGGUUUUCCAAAUCGAAAGAACAAUCAUUGAAACAGAUGUUUUCCUGGAUAACUCCCUCGACGAGCUACCCGGUAUAACAGCAGCUUUCCUUCGACUGGAGCGAUUCAAACACUGGUUCAAGGACGGACAAAGCUGCAUAUCGCCGUAUGAGGAAAAGGUCGCCGAGAAAUUAUCGGUCUGUCCGUGUGCUGUCUUGAAGAUGGAUCCCUGGCUGGCGAGAAUGGGCCUGAGAUACAGCGUUCUCAUGCUGUUUUAUUUCACCCUUACCGCUGACAAUAUCAAACGGGUCCAUGAGAGUGAUAUGGAGUUCGCAGCUUUGGUCGGGAAUGUGCUUGGCUGGCCUUCCGAACGUCAGCGUACUACGUGA
Molecule: messenger RNA, 1146 nt
Organism: Penicillium paradoxum
Lineage: Eukaryota; Fungi; Ascomycota; Eurotiomycetes; Eurotiales; Aspergillaceae
Exons: 2
Coding region: 1-1146 (381 amino acids)
Source: RefSeq, a predicted model, not a curated record